Fusarium poae is the source of this 1062-nucleotide messenger RNA. RefSeq lists its product as uncharacterized. NCBI's taxonomy places the organism in Eukaryota, Fungi, Ascomycota, Sordariomycetes, Hypocreales, Nectriaceae. The coding region runs from base 1 to 1062 and encodes 353 amino acids. The record is from RefSeq and is a predicted model, not a curated record. The transcript has a single exon.
AUGACGAAAUUCCAUGCUACAGACCAAAGAGAUAAGAUAUUUGGUCUUCUCGGUAUAGCCGCAGAGUGUCAAGACCCGUCGCAAAUUCCACCCGCUUUACGCCCAGACUACAGCGUCGAUUCGACAGAGACGUAUUUGAAAGUGGCUCGUUUCCUACUAGAGAAUGGUAGUUCACUUGCCAUACUCACCAGGGCACACGGUGCAGAUGGCUGCUCAAUGAGAAAACAACGAGUACACAACCUUGCAGACUUGCCCUCUUGGACUCCAGACUGGAGCGACUUUAGAGUAUUUAAUAAGGGUAUACGGACAAGUCUUGCUCGUGUUCACUUCUCUGACCUAGAGAAGCCACCCAUGUUGGGUUUUGCCGAGUCAUUUGCCGCAUCGUCUGGGCUCGAGCUAAAAUUACAUGAAGUCAACGACAUGUCUGUUCUACGUGUCAGUGUUGCGAGAUUGGCUACAGUGACCCAUUGUUACUACUUUAGUGAGAACGAGGUAUCGAAAGAAGAUUUCAAAGACACAAUUGACAACGACCUUCGAACAGCAUGGAACAUGUCUCUUUCAGUACUGAAUACAGGUGAUUUGUCUUCUUGGGCAACUAGCUUCAUCAAGGCUACUACUGCCGAGCGCUACGACCUUAUCGGACGGUCAUACGAACAGACAAUACGAGACGGCAUGGCGUAUCUCGUUCAACAAUUGGAUAUCGAAGGAAUAGAUAUGAGUUUGCCUUGUGGUGAGAGCGACAGGGAAAGGAACAUGGAGCUGCUACGACAGUUGUCGGUCGGAGGAAAUGCCAAGGACUACAUUACUCUAGCCUACACCUAUUGCUUUGAUAGGUGUUUCAUGAUCAUGUCUACAGGAAAUAUUGGGAUCGGUCCAUCGGAUGCCCGGGUCGGUGAUUGUGCUGCUGUUAUCCUGGGUAGUGAUGUCCCGUACGCUCUUCGCAACAAUGGCCCUUUGUGGUCAUUUAUAGGGGAGUCGCACAUAGAAGGAUACAUGGAUGGCAAGUUGACGAAGAUGAUAGGGCAGGGGGCCCUUCAAGAGGAGAUAUUGGACAUAAGAUAA